GCAAUGGAGCCGGAGGGGCAGCACGAGGGGGAAAAUGCAAAAGAUCAGAAUGAACGAUCAGAAGAAGGAAAGGGGACAUCAGCUUCAGAGGGACAGAAGGAAGAAGCAAAAAAGAUAGCUGAUGAACCAACCGAGGGUGAGGAAGGAGAAAAGCCAGAUGAAGAGGGUGAGGGAAGCUCUGGCAGUGAGGAAGAGGAGGAAGAAGAGCAAUCACCAGAACCAGAAAAGCCCCCAGAACCGGUGAAGAAGAAGAAGAAAGUACCAGUAGAGAAGAAAAUCUCUGAAAACUUCUACUAUAACUAUGAAGAGUUGUGCUCGGUCCCAUAUGCAACUCCGGAUUCUGGCAUACCACUUGACCUCCUCACUCUCAUGCACUCUUUUGGUUAUGACUGCACUAGACGGUCAAACAUACAGAUGCUGGAUAGUCAAACUCUCCUCUACAUAGCUGGCAAUCAGCUGGUACUUCUGGACUUGAAACUUAAAAAUCAGAGAUACCUCCGAAGCACAAGUGGUGGAGGGAUUGGCGUCAUUACGGCACACCCACAUAAAACACACUUUGCAGUAGGAGAAAAAGGAUGGAAGCCAAAUAUGAUUAUCUAUGAGUAUCCUUCCUUAAGGCCAUACCGGAUAUUACGAGGUGGAACAGAGGAGGCAUAUGCAUUUGCUGACUUUAAUCGUUCAGGCACUUUGAUAGCUACUGUUGGAAGCAGCCCUGACUAUAUGUUGACAGUUUGGGACUGGAAACAGGAAAAGAUCGUAUUGAGAUCAAAAGCGUUUUCACAAGAUGUUUAUAGAGUCACCUUUUCUCCAGAAAAUGAAGAGCAACUCACCACAUCUGGUUCAGGCCACAUAAAGUUUUGGAAGAUGGCCCUCACUUUCACUGGUUUGAAACUACAAGGGGCAUUAGGAAGGUUUGGAAAAACAGCACUGACGGACAUUGAAGGAUAUGUGGAGCUGCCAGAUGGGAAGGUACUUUCAGGGUCGGAAUGGGGCAAUUUGCUACUCUGGGAAGGGGGCCUCAUAAAAGUUGAACUUUGUCGACCUGGCCAUAGAAAUUGCCACAAUGGCCCAAUUAAUCAGUUACUUCUGGAUGAAGGAGAGGUGGUCAGUGUCGGAUCAGAUGGAUACAUCAGGGUUUGGGAUUUUGAAACAAUAGACACAGCUGAUGUUGUGGAUGAUACUGGACUGAUGGAGAUGGAACAAAUGAAUGAACUGUUAGUUGGCAAAAAUGUCAAUCUGAGCUGUAUGAUGAAAAUCCAUGAACGUGGAGAACCAUAUUGGUAUGCUCAGGAUUUCAAUGGAGCCAUCUGGAAGCUUGAUCUGAGUUUCGCAAAUGUUACUCACGAUCCAGAAUGCCUCUUUACUUUUCAUUCUGGAAAGAUAGAAGCGGUAUGUGUCUCCCCAGUCACAUAUAUCAUGGCCACGACGGCUCUGGACCGUUCAGUGCGUAUCUUUGAUUUCAUUAGUAAGGUGCAGUUGACUGAGAUGAAGUUUAAACAGGGAGGAACAGCACUCACCUGGGCACCAAAAGUGGCGAAUCCCAAAGGAGGUAUAAUUGCUGCAGGUUUUCAAGAUGGCGUGGUUCGCAUCAUUGAACUUUAUAAUCCAAAGGGACUCCCUGUCGUUGCUGGACGUGAGACUGUAGCGGAUGCAGCCUUGCGUCUGAAACAGGCUUUCAAACCUCAUACCAGUGUAGUUACAGCAUUGGCCUACGAGCGUAAUGGGGAAGUGCUUGCCACAGGGAGUAGAGAUAAAACUGUUUUCUUCUUUAGUGUGGAAGACAAAUAUGAGCCAAUUGGGUUUAUCAGUGUUCCAGGGCCUGUGCAUGCAUUGCAGUGGUCUCCGCCUUCUCAUCCUCAGAGCAAGCUGCUUAUUCUCUGUGACAAUGGCAUUGUUGUCCAGGUUCCGGCUCCAAACCCUGGGGAUUAUGAAGUGGCAGUUACCUAUAAAAUCAAAGACCUUCCGACGGACUACUUUCGUUUCUGGAGUAUAAAAUCUCGCCUUUUGAGAGAAUUGGAAAUUAAACGCAGAGAAAAUGUGAAGAUAGAGAAGGAAAAGGCAAAGCAGCGUUGGAUAAAGGAGCAAAUAGACCACGGAAAAGAGUUGGAAGAAAUUGAAUUUCCAGAGGAACCGGCUGAAGAAGAGGAACCGCUGCCAGACAUCUUUAUACCACAUACUCCAAGUCCCAUCCUCUGUGGGUUUUACUCUGCACCAGGGAGAUUUUGGUUGUCUUUGGGAGAAUAUGACUCUGGGUUCCUGUACCACUGUGCAUUUUCUCCUAUGCAGCACCAAAAAGACCCUGAGGCUAGGGAAGAUGAGCCCUUUGAUGUUAUUCCUAUAGAAGAUGCAGAUGACAAUCCCAUUAGAAACAUCUCGUUUUGCUCCACCGGUUUACUAAUGUUCUGUGGGAUGGAGAACGGAGCAGUGAGGAUUUACCCUCUCCACCACAGAGAACUCGCAUUGGAUAAUAUGGCUGGAUACUGGUUGUUCAACCUACAUGAUAAUGACUAUGGGAAAAUUGAAGGGCUCUACCCAAGUUUUGAUGAUCGGUUUCUGGUGACCUGUGGGGCAGAUGGCAACAUCUUUACUUAUAACAUCCUUUCUGCUGAGGAAGUUAAGAAAGUGUUGAAGACUAAGGUGCCCUCUCCAAGAAGAGGCCUUGAUAGAGAGAGAGCAGCAGAAGAUAUUGAGGAUCCUAGUGCUUACAGUAUUGAGAAUGCCAAGCAAAAAAAGGAAUAUGAUGAUAUAAUGAGGGCAGCAGAACAGAAGAAACUUAUGAAGAGACAAGAACUGACCACUCUGAGGCAUGCGUUUCAGGAUCUGCUCCAGAUGAACGAUGAACUGCCCAAGCACAUGCAGCUUCACAGAGCACAAUUUGAGUUGGACCACAGAAUUCGUGCAGAGAUGGAUAGGAAGACAGCAAACAAGAUCCGGCUUGUGAUGAAGGAGUUGGCAUGGGAACAGGAAAAACAUCGCAUUGGGCUGCGAAAACUACAGGAGCGGUUCCGGGGCAAUUUGGAAUAUGACACAAUUGUGGUCUGUGCCAUGAGAAGUAACCAUCGAAUCUCCACAUACAGACUGUUGUCAAUCUCCGAAAGUUUCUACAAACAAGGAAAACAAAGUCAAGGAGGAAAGAGGAGAAUGAGCAAAUUUGAGUGGAAAGGAAAAGAAGGAGAGCUGAGAAAAGAGAGCCAAAGAGAUCUCAGAACCAUAUUUUCAUCCCAGAUGAACGUCCUUGCUGAGGAAGAAUCGGAGACAGAAAGGGUGUUUAGAAAGUCUCACACGCAAACAGUGGCAAGCCGUAUUGUUGAAAAUCGAAUGGAAAAACUCAGGAAAAUUAUUGAAAAAGCAGACAGAGCCAAAGCUAAGAUUCAGCAAAGAAAGAAUGAGUGGGAUGACUUAUUCAAGAGCAAACCAAGUGAUGACUAUGAGGACCCCCAAGAUUUGGAGAAUAUCAAAGAAGCCCAAGAGAACAUGGGGGACUUCAAACUGAAAACUGCUACUAACUACAAAAUUCCUGAACAUAUGAGAAUAAAUGCUUAUAAGAAAAUGAACCAGCUGGCAUCUCUAGAAGUGGCUAUCCACGAGAAGAAACUGGCUAUGAACAAAUGGAUAGUGUCCCUCCGUGACCUCAAGGUGACUAUUAUUGAAGAGAUCCAGUGUGUGGUACAAGAACUAAAAUCUAUACAGUCUUCCUUGCAUCCAUCCAAACAUUUCCCUAUUCCCCCGAUUCCUCAUCUUCUUCCUGAGGAGACCCCAGAGAAGCAAUUCCAGUAUGACCAUGAAGUGCUUUUCAAGUUCAGCCAGGAACUAGAAAACCGUGUGAAGCUGAAAGAGACCACAUCACUCGCUCCUUCACUAGAGGCUGCGAAUCUUGGGGGGUUUGGAGGAGGGUUUCUUCUUACCGCUUCAGUAAAGGAACUAGAUAUUAUCGCCCGAGCUACAAGUAUGAAAUCAAUGAAAGCAUCAUCUGGAAUUGCAGCGGCGGCGGCAGUGAAAUCAUUUGAGAUUGGCCUAGCAGAACCAACAGAGCAGGGACUGGAAAUCGCGAAGAGGGAGGAGAUCAGAAGCAUUCACAUGCAGGAGACUUUGAUCAAGAGGAUUGAUGAACUCAUGGUCACCUUUGAUGCUGAACUUCGCCUUCUGCGUCACCAAAAACUGAAGCUGGACAUACAGAUGAAAACGGCUGACCUGCGCCACAUCACUUGGUUUGAAGAGCUGCUUCUCCUGAAGAACUUUGAAAAACACGAGAACAUUCUUCAGGACCGUGUCAACAGCUUCGCCAGUGAGGAGGAGGAAAUGCAACACAAAUUAAAUAGCUAUCUUGAACUAAUAGAGGAUAAGAAAGCAGAAAUUGCAAAGCUCCAGGAACGAGAGAAGACCCUCUAUGCCAAUUUCCAAGCAUCCUUAGGAGAAAACAACAAAUUUGCUGCAUUUCUCACUAAAGUCUUCAAGAAGCGGAUCAAGCGUGUAAAGAAGAAAGAGGUGGAACGCGAAGGAGAUGACGACGAAGAGAGUGAGGAAGAGAGCGAUGAGGAGUCUAGUUUGGAGAGCGAUGAGGAAGAGUCAGGCUCCGAGGAUGAAGUCUUUGAUGACACGGUGUGUCCAAAAAACUGUGACGAGGGACUCUUUGAAAACACACUCCAGCUCCGAGAGAAACGGCUCGACAUUGAAGAGGCCUUAGUUGAGGAGAAGAAAACGAUUGACAAUGUCAAGAAAGAAUAUGACGCGUUGGCCAAGAAGGUGAAAGUAGUAGCAGCCAGCCUAGAUGCAGCGGAUUGGGAACUGGAGGCCUAUCAGAGGGAGAAGCAGCAGAGAUUGAAUGAGCUACACGUAGUGGUGCCUCUAAAGCUUCAUCAGGUGGAAUAUAUAUCGAAUGGAGAAAUCCCCCAAGACCUCUCUCAGGCUUUGGUGUUUACCAACCAGUCUUUGGUGAACUUGCAAGACAGGAUCAUGGCCUUGCAGCAAGAAAAAUUAGAACAGAGGGAACUCUACAAGGCGGCCCGGGAGCAGCAUAAACAGCUCAUUCGAGACAGGAGGGAGAUGGUGAUUAAGAUUGAACGACUGGAAGAGAAAUGCAAUCAGUUGAUGAUGAUGAAAUUUGGUCGGAUAGUGGACUUGGAAGCCCUGCAGACUCUUUCUGUUAACACAAACCUAGAAGAGCUCAGGAUGAAAACGAUGGAAAAAGAGCAAGCUCAUGCCAUGGAAAUAAAAACAUGGGAGGAUAGAAUCCUUGCGAUGCGUCAACAGCUGAUGGCGGUGACAAAAGAAAAUACUAGUAAACUGAAGCAAAUGGAUGGAUUUUGCAUAGAGAAGAUGAAACUUGAAGCUAAGUUGGAUGCACUGCAGAAUAACCUGGGGGCAGAAUUCCAAGGGCCCCGCAGAGCAGACAUUGAGGAGAAGGAGAAACUGAUUGCAUUAGUUCAGCUACAAGCCCAAGAAGCAGAAGUCCUAAAGGAAGAAAUCACUCUCCUAAGCAGAAAGGAUGGUCGCAUCUUCCCACCACCUCAGCCUGUAUUCCAACCAGAUGGAAUACUGGAUUAAACCCCUUUAAUGAAGCUUCCUAGAUCUUGUUUUAUUUGUAAAUGAAUCCUACUACGUGAUAACUAACAGGCUAGCCCUUGAGAUUUUAGCUUUUGUUGUUCACUUGAGAGAAGCUCUGUGCAUUUUAACAGCUGUCGGCCAGGCAGAAUGUUAACAAUGCAGCUUUUUCUAACAUGGAGAUAUGGCGACUGGGGAAACGUGCACCUCUUGAAUUUCUGCAUUUCAUACAGCUGUUAAAGGCACAGAGCCACCGACACACACACAUAAUAGUAGCACCCCCUUCUAUCAUUUAUCUCAUCUAUCCACUUGGCUUUGGACAUGUGGAAGGUCUCUGGUUAAGUCUUCAAAGAGAUGUUUCACUUCCUGCUCCAUGGGGUGCUGUACCUACCGAAACACGUGCAGGGUACAGCAUACAAAUAGGUGGGGUUGUUCUCUCAGCCUGGCUAUUAACAUUUUAAUGCAGAAGCAAAUGUGUGUCCACAUCAUGGUGCUUGUACUAUAAAGUUCAAGUACACAAUGACCACCUGCACUUGAGUACCUUUAAACUGAGCUAAGUAUUUUUAAAUUAAUAAGCCUUCCCCAUAACCAUACAAAUGAACAUGAAUUUUCAUUGUGUGUCAAGGACUUUGAACCUGAACUGUAAAUAAGCAUGUAUAACGAGACCUACUUUAUUGGCUCAGUUUGAUAUUCUCAUUCAUGAUGUUCUUAUUCAGUGCUGAAGUGAUUCACCUUCAGGUCUCUGCCCUGAAAUAUAGCAUCCCUUCAGGUGAGAUGCUGUCUAUAUGAAAGAAGUCAACAGUCCUCUGGUUAGCUAGCCCAAUGGCUAAUUAUUCUCACAACUUAAAUAUGGCCAUAUGUCAAACUCCAUAUUUUGUACUUUGGCAAGCAUGUCUGAAUUGAUCUAUUAAAGUUUUUAAACUGUU
Messenger RNA from Elgaria multicarinata webbii, 6467 nucleotides. It is a transcript of the gene CFAP44, whose product is annotated as cilia and flagella associated protein 44. Lineage: Eukaryota; Metazoa; Chordata; Lepidosauria; Squamata; Anguidae. The coding region runs from base 4 to 5544 and encodes 1846 amino acids. Gene Ontology annotation, molecular function: protein binding. The record is from RefSeq and is a predicted model, not a curated record. The transcript is spliced from 35 exons.